Messenger RNA from Lampris incognitus (smalleye Pacific opah), 1564 nucleotides. It is a transcript of the gene rhbdd2, whose product is annotated as rhomboid domain containing 2. The record is from RefSeq and is a predicted model, not a curated record. The transcript has a single exon. The coding region runs from base 177 to 1268 and encodes 363 amino acids. NCBI's taxonomy places the organism in Eukaryota, Metazoa, Chordata, Actinopteri, Lampriformes, Lampridae. Gene Ontology annotation, cellular component: membrane. Gene Ontology annotation, molecular function: serine-type endopeptidase activity.
GAAACGGGAAUGAACCCCGGACCGGAGAGGCGGGCGUCCGCGCGUCAAAACCACCGUAGCGGUAGAGCUGAAAUGCUGCUGUCACACACGUUUAGUGAGUAUUUGUAAACGAUUAACUAACCACUGUAACCACUAAAGCUCAAAAACACGAGUCCGGAGUAGAAACAUUUCUGCGCAUGACUGGCACGCGGAAGUGUUUUCCCCCAGUGCCGGAAGUGGCUGCGUUUGAAAGACUGGGUGGUAAACCGCCGCCGCCUCCUGUCAGCUGCGGGAUCGGAACUACGCAGAACUUCUCCGCCGCGCUGACGCGAAGUCCGAGGAUGCUUGCGCCAACUGCCUUCAGAGAUUUAGCUCCUGGUUUCACAAGUGGAACUCUUGCGGCGAUCUCGCUGUCAUGUAUCUCAUUUGCUAUCAAGGUGCAUUUCGACGUGACCCAGGCCGCCUUUAGUGUCGGUGCCGGCGUUUUUCAACGCGGACAUGUACACACGCUCAUCAUUUACCCGUAUUUCCACAACACCUCUAUCCAGCUCUUUCUCAACGUCGCUGCUCUGCUGCUCCUCUGUGGCCGUUUUGAAAAGAGCGUCGGCACUGUCCGUUUCCUUUUUUUGUUUCUGCUGCUUUCGACCUGCACGGGAUUGUGCUAUGCCUUUUUGGACCUUCUGCUGAGCGAUACACAAAUCCACGUUGAAGGGUUGGUCCCCACAGCCCUCGCCCUUUUGGCUGUGACUACUGUGCACACUCAAAUGACCAAAGCAUACCUUUUGGGAGUCAAUGUGCCUGCACUGGCCCUCCCAUGGAUAUUUCUCAUAAUAAUAACUGUCUUCAUCCCACAAACCGUGCUUCCCUGCAAUAUCAUUGCGAUUCUGGUUGGAUGGCUGUAUGGUAAAGGAUGGUUCUCCUUUGUGGAUAUGUCUGAGAACAGGGCCACAUUUCUGGAGAAGAUGGUGCUUUUCAGGUUGUUGAGGAGCAUCUGUGGUUCUUGCUUUAUCCCUGCUUCCACCGAGGAGCGAAGGAAGGCCCUCCUCCCCCAAAUCAGCCCAGCCCCUGGGUCCUACCCAGUCCAGGCCUAUGCUCCAUUAUCCAGCAUCAAUACCUCUGAGACCACACCCACGAUGACUGAAGGCUGGCCAAAUUCUGCAAGUGGCUCGUCUAGACCCAUGCCACCUUUCCCUCCCCAUGGACAUGAUCCAGCACAUAGCUUUUGGCCAAGUCACGGACACAGUUUAGAGCAAACGUUUAGUCAGCUGCCACCACAGGCCUUGUCCUAGCCACACCCAGCUGUAGCUGUGUGGUCCAUUUUGUCUGCUUCACAACGGGUGGCACUGGUUUGUCCAAAAUGUCCUUGCCUGGAACUGAUUUAUGCAUUCUGGUGAUUACCUGCAUCUUCCUUUUGUCUGUUUUUACAUCAAGCAUGACAGUGUAUGGUGGCUGGUCAAGGUGUGUUUUUAGCAUUAAUGCCACAGACUUGUUUUAUUGGGAGUUCAUUGGCCACACUGACAUUACUUAAAUGUGUAUGACAGAUAUUGAAUGUUGAACAUUCUUAAUAAAGGUUUUUUUUAAUAUC